Molecule: messenger RNA, 726 nt
Organism: Suillus subalutaceus
Lineage: Eukaryota; Fungi; Basidiomycota; Agaricomycetes; Boletales; Suillaceae
Exons: 1
Coding region: 1-726 (241 amino acids)
Source: RefSeq, a predicted model, not a curated record
AUGGGAAAGGCCCAUAAUCAAAUAUGGGAAAGGCCACAGUGGAUGGGAAAGACCCAUAAUCAAAUACUGGAAGGACCACAGUGGAUGGGAAAGGCCCAUAAUCAGAUACGGGAAGGACCACGGUUGAUGGGAAAGGACCAUAAUCAGAUAUGGGAAGGUCCACGGUGGAUGGGAAAAGACCAUAAUCAGAUAUGGGAAGGACCAUGGUGGAUGAGAAUUGCCCAUAAUCACAUGUGGGAAGGACCAUGGUCGAUGGGAAAAGACCAUAAUCAGAUAUGGGAAGGACCACGGUGGACAGGAAAGCACUAUAAUCAGAUACGGGAAGGACCAUGGUCUAUGGAAAAGACCAAAAUCAGAUAUGGGAAGGACCAGUGGAUGGGAAAAGACCAUAAUCAGAUCCGGGAAGGACCAUGGUGGAUGGGAAUGACCCAUAAUCACAUGUGGGAAGGACAACGGUCGAUUGGAAAAGACCAUAAUCAGAUAUGGGAAGGACCACGGUGGACAGGAAAGCACUAUAAUCAGAUACAGGGAAGGACCACAGUCAUGGGAAAAGACCAAAAUCAGAUAUGGGAAGGACCACAAUUGAUAGGAAAGGCCCAUAAUCAGAUUCAGGAAGGACCAUGGUGGAUGGGAAUGGCCCAAAAUCACAUGUGGGAAGGACCACAGUUGAUGGGAAUGGACCAUAAUCAGAUCCAGGAAGGACCAUGGCGGAUGAAUGGCCCAUAA